Prosopis cineraria is the source of this 4582-nucleotide messenger RNA. RefSeq names its product myosin-2-like. Bases 680 to 4258 code for a protein of 1192 amino acids. NCBI's taxonomy places the organism in Eukaryota, Viridiplantae, Streptophyta, Magnoliopsida, Fabales, Fabaceae. Gene Ontology annotation, biological process: actin filament organization; vesicle transport along actin filament. The record is from RefSeq and is a predicted model, not a curated record. Gene Ontology annotation, cellular component: myosin complex; cytoplasm; actin cytoskeleton. Gene Ontology annotation, molecular function: ATP binding; microfilament motor activity; actin filament binding. The transcript is spliced from 24 exons.
AGCUUGGAAUUAUGAUUUGGAUCCGAUCCAAACCGUUCCCUCAAGAAACGAAUGUCGAACUGUGUGGCCUGCCACUUCACCUGAAAAAAUUUGAAUUUCUGGGCACAAAUGCAAGUGCGACGACAUCACCAACGACAACAAGGGAUUUUCCUUCCGAGUGAGUUCGUGUUUUUUUGAACAAGGAAGAGCAGGUUUUUGAUUCAACGGGACAAAACCCAUUUAAAGAAAAGAUAAGCAAGAUUAUUGAACAAGUUGCCUAAAUUGUUCCUGUUUUGUUACACCUCCGCUUCCUCUUUUUUCUCUCUCGAGUCUGAGGAGGUUGGUCUUUCCGAAACAACCUCAGCCUACCUUCCUUACUCUUCAGCCUCGUAACUUACGCUUUCAGUAAUGGAAACCCGUGCACCUUCUCGAUUGGAUGAUUAGGCUUUCCGAGUGAAUUUUUCGAAACUGCGAGAAAAACGAACUGGCUACUUGUCUGCUAUUCUUGAUAGUUUUCUUCUACUGCGUUCGGUUUCCAAGUUAAUUCAGCGAAUUAGCAUUACAGGGGUCUUAUAUUUUGCUGCUAUUUGGCAUCUAGCUAGUGGAAUUGGAAGAGAAGUAGUGAUUGGUUUGCAUAUUAGAGUUCGAGAGGAAAUCUGGAAGGUUUGUUCGAAUUUGGGGGGUUUUGGUGGCUCUAACAAUGAUGUUAUCAGCAUCGCCAUCCUCGCUAGCGAGGAGUUCGCUAGAGGUAAUGCUUGAAUCGCUCCAGCAGAGAGAAGAAGAAGAGAAUAAGCCAAAGGACUUGCCACCGGCAUUGCCAGCUCGCCCGACCUCCAAAGCUCGGCUUCCCUCAGCGAGAAGGUCAUUGCCGAAUAACUUCAACUUUAAGGUUAACGGAGAUCCUGGUGAGACAGAAUACCUUCCGAACGGAUUUCAUGAUGCGAACGAAGAAACCAAGAGGAAAGAUACGGUUGAUUUGGGACACAAGAGAAACGGAAGCCUUGGGAGCAAGAAGUUGAAGAGGGAUGUGGAAUGUCCGUACGCCCUUGCAUCGGAAGAUAACGUUACUUAUUUCAACAAGAAGAACCUUCAUGUUUGGUGUAGGCAACCAGAUGGGCACUGGGGACUUGGAAAGAUACAGUCAACUUCAAAAGAAGAAACUUUAGUUUUACUCACAAAUGGAAAUGUUAUGAAAGUGGCCAGAUCAGAACUCCUACCAGCUAAUCCAGACAUUUUAAAAGGCGUUGACGAUCUCAUACAGCUGAGUUACCUGAAUGAGCCAUCUGUUCUUCACACUCUUCAGUUUAGAUAUUCUCAAGAAAUGAUUUAUAGUAAAGCAGGACCCAUUUUAAUAGCACUCAAUCCCUUCAAAGAUGUUCAGAUUUGUGGAAAUGAUUUUUCCACAACUUAUAGACAGAAAUGUUUGAAUGAUCCACAUGUUUAUUCUGUGGCAAAUGCAGCUUAUAAUGAGAUGAUGAGAGAUAAAGCAGAUCAGUCCAUCAUCAUAAGUGGUCAGAGUGGAUCUGGGAAAACAGAGACAGCAAAAAUUGCUAUGCAAUAUUUGGCUGCUCUGGGUGGUAGAAGCUGUGGUAUAGAAAAUAAAAUCCUUCAGACGCAUUUCAUUCUAGAAGCUUUUGGGAAUGCAAAAACAUCAAGGCACAACAAUUCUAGCAGAUUUGGGAAGUUAACUGAAAUUCAUUUCACUGCAGCAGGGAAAGUAUGUGGAGCUAAAAUUCAAACCUUCAUGUUACAAAAGUCGAGAGUUGUUCAGCUGACCAGUGGUGAGAGGUCAUAUCACAUCUUUUAUCAACUUUGUGCUGGAUCUUUACCUGGCCUUAAAGAGAGGCUGAACCUUAGAGGGGCCAGCGAAUAUAAAUAUCUUAAUCAGAGUGACUGUAUGACAAUAGAUGGGGUUGAUGAUGCUAAAAUGUUAAAUAAACUGCUGAAAGCAUUGGAUGUUGUUCAAAUUUGCAAAGAGGAUCAAGAGCUAGUAUUUAAAAUCCUUGCUGCAAUAUUAUGGCUUGGAAAUGUAUCAUUUCAAAUAUCUGACAAUGAAAAUCAUGUUGUAGUGGUGGAUGAUGAAGCUGUCACCAGCGCAGCCAUGCUGAUGGGUUGCAGUUCCCAAGACUUGAUGGUAACUUUAUCUACUUGUAAGGUCCAAGCUGGCAAGGAUACUAAUGCUAAAAGCUUGACAUUGAAGAAGGCAAUUGAAACAAGAGAUGCAUUGGCACAAUUCAUGUAUGCAAGCUUGUUUGGGUGGCUCAUAGAACAAAUUAACAAGUCACUAGGAGCUGGCAAACGGCAUACUGGGAGAUCCAUAAAUAUUCUUGAUAUUUGUGGGUUUGAAUCACUCAAGAAAAACAGCUUUGAACAAUUUUGUGUAAAUUAUGCUAGCGAGAGGCUUCAACAACAUUUCAUUUGGCAUAUGUUUAAACUUGAGCAGGAGAGCUACGAAAUGGAUGGUGUUCAUUGGACUAAAGUAGAUUUUGAGGACAAUCAAGAGUGCUUGGAUCUAUUUGAGAAGAAGCCAUCAGGGAUACUUUGUUUGUUGGAUGAGGAAUCAAAUUUGCCCAAGGCUACAGAUCUCACUUUUGCCAGCAAACUUAAACAGCACCUGAAUGCUAAUCCUUGCUUUAAAGGGGAAAGAGGGAGAGCUUUUGGUGUUCGUCACUUUGCAGGAGAGGUUUUGUAUGAUACAAACGGCUUUCUACAGCAGAACAAAGAUCUGCUGCCUUCUGAUUACAUGCAAUUCCUGGCGUCAUUUAGUUGUCAGCUGCUGCAGUUGUUCUCGAAAAUGCUUAGUCAAACACAGGAACAGUUGAAUUCCUUCCAACUAGGUGCGCUAGACUCGCAGAAGCAGAGUGUUGGUGCAAAGCUGAAGGGCCAGUUGCUUGAAUUAAUGCACCAAUUGGAGAAUACCGCACCUCAUUAUAUUCACUGCAUAAGGCCAAAUGCUAAGCAGCUUCCUGGCAUAUUUGAUGAAGAUCUUGUCAUGCAACAGCUCCGUUGCUGUGGCGUCUUGGAGGUUGUUAGAAUUUCAAGGAUUGGAUAUCCUAUCCAAAUGACGCAUCAAGAGUUUGCUGACAGGUAUGGGUUUCUGCUUUUGGAGCCCUGUGCAUUUCAGGAUCCACUAAGCAUCUCAGUUGCUAUACUUAAACAGUUUAAUAUCCCUCCCGAAAUGUAUCAGUUUGGCUACACCAAAGUGCAUUUGCGAAAAGGGCAGAUUGGUGCAUUGGAGGAUAGAAGAAAACAGAUUAUGCAGGGAAUACUUCAGAUUCAAAAAUGGUUCCGUGGUCAUCAAGCCCGUAGACAUGUCCAUGAACUUAAGAAUGGAGUGACGGCAUUGCAGUCAUUUGCUCGUGGAGAAAUUUUGAGGAGUAAAUAUGGUAUAGUUGACAGGUCUUCUAUAACUAUUGAUUGUAAAAAUUUUGAGGAGAUUGAGGCAAUCAUACUGCUACAAGCAGUAAUUCGUGGUUGGCUGGCUAGGAGGAGGAAUGCUAAUGGUUUGCGUAAGGUGAAGAAACACCCUAGUGAUGAAAAACUUCAGCGAUAUUCUCGUGGGAAGAUGUUUGAUAUGAAGGAAGCGUCCAGAGAACAGGUUCAGAAUUUGCCUUUGGCUUUGGAAGAACUCCGAAGGCGGGUACUCAAGGCUGAGGCAACCCUUGAGCAUAAGGAAGAGGAAAAUACUGCAUUGAGGGAACAGCUGAAACAAAAUGAAACAAAAUGGAUUGAAUAUGAGGCGAAGAUGAAAUCAAUGGAGGAGACGUGGCAAAAACAGAUGGCAUCUUUGCAAGUGAGUCUCGCUGCAGCCAGAAAGAGCCUAGCCUCUGAUAACAACAUUGGUUAUCCUGGAAGACAAGAAGCUACAUCACCUCGUUACCAUGAUUUUGAAGAUUUUGCUUCCACAAUAUCUCGAACACCAGGUGGGAGCACACCUAUCAAGUUUUCCAGCUCUCUCUCCCUCUCUGAUACCGGAGUGGCAGGAAGAGAAGUUAACGGUACGUUGUCUGCAGUCAGCAACCUGAUGAGAGAAUUCGAACAGAGACGACAGACUUUUGAUUGCGAUGCCAGGGCUCUGCUUGAGGCUAAGUCUGGGCAGUCUGCUAUCAUGAAUCCGGAUGAAGAACUUAGGAAACUUAGACACAAGUUUGAGGGAUGGAAGAAAGAAUACAAGUUUAGAUUACGGGAGACAAAAGCAAGGCUUCAUAAAGUAGGGAAUACAGAAGGGGACAAGAGCCGUCGGAGAUGGUGGGGGAAGUUAAGCUCAAGAGCCUCAUAGUAAUCAAUGUUCAAACAUUCACCUUGCUCGAAAAGCUCAAAGAUAACUUGGUAAGAAAAAGGCAAAUGGAAUGUUUGUCACUAAUGUUUAUGAAUUGUCUGCAUCACUGUUGGAAACGUGUUUCUUCUGUAUCUACCAAUUUUGUUACUAUUUACUACCUAGUGGAACCUGGAAGUAUUGAUAGGUUGUGCAUAGUUAUAGACUUUGGCAGGACUGCAUAGGAUUGUUCGACAGUCUAGUUAGCUCAUGUUGUCAUGUAUAUUCUGUUGUCACUGAUUUCAGUUCUGAAGAUAUUAAUAAGAAGCGUUGAUAUCUUCCUUCCAA